Molecule: messenger RNA, 1434 nt
Organism: Penicillium cinerascens
Lineage: Eukaryota; Fungi; Ascomycota; Eurotiomycetes; Eurotiales; Aspergillaceae
Product: ACT domain-containing protein
Exons: 2
Coding region: 1-1434 (477 amino acids)
Biological process (GO): regulation of intracellular signal transduction; cellular response to L-arginine; pteridine-containing compound metabolic process
Cellular component (GO): cytosol
Source: RefSeq, a predicted model, not a curated record
AUGACUCUGAUCGAUGCCCAGGUGCAUUUCUUGGAAGAGCGGCUGGUGGUCGUUCACAUUCCUUUGGAUCUCUACCCAUACUUUUUCAAGGCGGUUCUGAGACUCAUCUUUGACGAAAUAUAUUCCCUCGAGGAUCAUGAAAAGGCAGACGACCCGGGCAUUUUCGAAGAAGACAUCGAAAAUACCUCGGAGCGGGGAUUCGACUACAAGCAACCCGCCUUCCUGAACGUGUCCAUCACUCCGGUGGAAGUCUCGGUGAUAUGUCCCCGAAGGCUCAUCCAGAAGUACUUCCAGCCCUUGUUGGACCAGCUCGAUCAACUCAACAGCUCCUUACGCUCCCGCCUGGAUGUCAGCGAUAACGACUACAUCGCCAUGCAAGUCCUCGGACAGGGCCUGGAAGCCGGCAAGCGCGUACUGGAACUCACCAGUCCGCUAGCCAUGGCGGGCAUCUCCAUCUUCUUCAUCUCGACCUACUUUUCCGACUACAUCAUUGUGCCUCUCCGCAGCAAAGAUAGCGUAAUCUCCGCGCUGGAGAGUAGAGGUUUCCAAUUCGAAAACGCAACCGCGGCCUUUGUCAAUCCGCUCGCUAGCCCUACUUCUCCAUCCUCAGAAAGACGUACCAGCGAUCACUUCUCGCCAGCCACCCCGCCAUCAUCCGUGGCCGAGUUGCAGACGCGGACGUUCGAGAACCUCCGCAAUCACCAAAUUGUCCCUUGCGUAGACGACACUCUCCAUCUCGUCCAGUGCGCUGCUCACCACCAGUACAACCGCGAAGAAAGCUCCAUGUCCAUCCUACGCGAUGCACUCACCACCGUCCUCUUGGUUGACGACCCGCGUUUCCUCUCUUUGACCCUAGCAGCGCUAGACCCAGCAGCCUCUCUCCUGUUAGAAAAGCGCCUCCUACCACGCUUCGCCCGCCCAACUAGCUCACCCCAGGACUACGAAGACGGAUCGGGGCUACUACUCGGGUCCAAAGAAGAAUACCUCAUCCCCAUCAUGCUCGACCUGCGCGACCUUCCCCUCGAAGCAUCGGGUAUCGUCUGCGGCGUAGCAGGCCGCCUCGCCGAAGCAGCCGGUAGUCCUGCACCUGAAAACAGCGGCGAUGUUAGUAUUGUCGGCAGCAACGAUAGCAGCGUGAUUGGCUCUGUGCCCGCGCUAUUCGAUACGUUUGGCUCGCGACUUGGGCUCGGCGGUCACAGGAAGACAAAAUCUCAUCAGCUGUCGCUGACCACUCAUCAUCUUAAGCCGGAUGUGGAUGCGGGUGCGGAUGCAGUCGAGAUUAGCUUCUUGAGUACGGCGCGUGCGGGGACGAUCAUUGUUGGUGAAGAUGAGCUGAAGAGGGCGAUUGAUGCCCUGGAGGCGGAGAGGGCACAGGACGUGUAUGUUACCGAGGAAGUACCUCUUGGUAUUCAGGGACUUGGGAUGACUCCUUAG